AUGAGCUGUAAUUAUGGCUUCGGCACCGAGGAAGAUUCUCUUGUAUCCCAGGCCCCAGGUACCCUUCAAAAUCUCGCGGCAGAAAAUGAAGCUGAAAAGGCGGCAAACUGUGCUAGAAUCCUGACGGAAACUUUCGGUCACACGGAGUACAAGGGGAAGCAAAAAGAAAUUGUCGAGGCUGCUACUUCUGGAUUGGAUGUCUUUGUAUUAGCGCCGACGGGAAUGGGCAAGAGCCUGUGCUUUCAGAUUCCAGCAGUUGCAGAUAUGUUCGGCAUCUCCAUCAUAGUUUCACCACUAUUGGCCCUGAUGAAAAACCAAGUAUCAAGUUUACGCCGCAAAGGACUCCCUGCCGUCUCUUGGACGUCGGACACACCGAAGGGUGAACGAGAUCAGAUUAUUGAAGACCUCGAAUCAGGGAGCCCACAAACUCGUCUUCUAUAUACCACACCUGAAAAGCUGUGCACGCGUGAAAUGAUGCGCCUUCUUGAAAUUGUUUAUGCGAAGGGCGAACUCAACAGACUGGUUGUGGACGAGGCUCACUGCAUCUCUGAGUGGGGCCACGACUUCCGUGAGGAAUAUCGCAAGUUGGGCUCUUUUCGGGAACGAUUUCAUGGAGUGCCCAUUAUGGCCCUCACAGCAACAGCAACCCCGAGUGUUCAAACAGACAUUAUACGCAGCCUCAAGAUGUCCGAAGAAAGACUGUUUACCGCUUCGCACCCCUUUAAUCGCGCCAACUUAUUCUAUGACAUCAAAUACACUGCAGCGCUCGACUCCCUGUCUCGUAUGUCAGCCGUAUACGAUUUUGUAAUGACCCUACACCGUCGUCGGGCCCGACCAAGCUCUGGGAUCAUCUACUGUCGUGCCCGCCUGGCGUGUGAUGAAUUAUCGGCCUUUCUAAGGGGAAAGGGUAUCAGUGCCAGGCCAUAUCAUCGCGGGAUUAGCUCUCAUAUGCUGGAUAAGACGUUGAGCGAAUGGGAAGCAGGUGGAAAUGGUGAUGGUGGUGUUGAUGUGGUCUGUGCAACCAUCGCUUUUGGAAUGGGGAUCGAUAAAAGCGAUGUUCGGUCAGCUCUCUCUUCUCCAGAAGCUUCGAAGCCCAUAUUAUACUCAGGGUAUUAUCAAGAGACAGGACGAGCGGGUCGCGAUGGCUACCCAUCUAAAUGUGUGCUCUAUUACUCUCGUGAAGACGCUUUUCGCCUCCGCAAGUUGGUGUCUGAUAGCCAUGCCAAGAGACAACAAGCUGCAAGCACCAUGUACGGUCCUCAACCCAGUCAAAGAUCCAUCGAUAGUUUCAGUGCAUUGAUUGACUACACAGAAAAUGUAACUAUGUGUCGACACGUGUCCAUCUGCAAGUAUUUUGGUGAAACAAUUGAUACGAGUGACAAGGAGGUCGUCAAGAGCUACUGUAAUAAUAUGUGUGAUAGCGUACCUCAGGUGUGCAAAUACCCUGAUAAGGCCUUGCGCAGAAAACAGAAUCUCUCUUCAGAGGACCGCGUUGCCGUACUGUCGAACUCACGUUCCUUCAAUACGGAUGUAUUCGAAGAUGACGUUGAGAGUUCAUGUCCGGUGCCUCAAAAGGCUCCUCCUGGUCAGCCCAAUCCUGGACAAGCGGGAAGUGGCGGGUUGAAAAGGCCCAACACCUGUCCUGCAGGUCCGUCCACGAAGAAGGCAAAGCUAGAGGUACUGCCACCUGCAUUAAUCACGAAGCCUUAUAGUUCUGUCGGUACCCUAAGGCAGCCAUUCAAAAUACCAUUUAAGGUGCCGUUCAAACAACCUUCACAAGAAGCGCGUGUUAUCGAGUCUUUGGGUGCUCAGCAAACCACUCAGAAACGUCAAGAACAAAACUACGACAAUGACGAAAUUGAGGUCGUCAAGGUUUGCUUCAAUUCUGCUUGGCAAGAUCCGCGAGACGAGUUGCUGCAAGAUAAUGUCCUGGAAGGGGAACCUAUGGACUUUAGUCAAGGUGGCGGCGAUGUAUCCCUCGACGAUGAACCUCAAAUACACCUACCCGAGAUUGACAUUGAACUGGAAACGAUGUUCUCCAAGAAAAUACCUGAACCAGCAAGGAGAGAAGUCUUUCACACUAUUAGACAAGCUUUAUACAGAGUUCUCCGCUGGGAUGAUGGCGAUGAAGGGUUGUGGGCCAAUUUGAGCAAUGCUCCAUCCAAUGCUGAAGCAAGACAUCUACUCCUGGCAGAAGCCGCUAAAGAGAUAGAGUACUCUGUGCACACGAUGUCUGCCACUGAGUCUGGUUACAACCAAAGAGCAGAGGCAAAGCUGCGUGUGGUCAAGCUCAUGGAGCACAGGGAAAGUCUUUGGCCGAUCGAUGCAGCUCAUUACGAUGAGGAUGAAGAGGAGGCGAUCGGGAUGAUAGGAUUAUUGAGGAAGGUUUGCAGUCGCUGGAGAAACACUGGUAAAAGAAAAGGCCCUUGA
This is a messenger RNA of Suillus plorans, 2430 nucleotides long. Its product is annotated as P-loop containing nucleoside triphosphate hydrolase protein. Gene Ontology annotation, biological process: double-strand break repair via homologous recombination. Lineage: Eukaryota; Fungi; Basidiomycota; Agaricomycetes; Boletales; Suillaceae. The record is from RefSeq and is a predicted model, not a curated record. The coding region runs from base 1 to 2430 and encodes 809 amino acids. Gene Ontology annotation, molecular function: four-way junction helicase activity; 3'-5' DNA helicase activity; ATP binding. Gene Ontology annotation, cellular component: cytoplasm; chromosome. The transcript has 28 exons.